Symbiodinium natans is the source of this 477-nucleotide messenger RNA. Lineage: Eukaryota; Dinophyceae; Suessiales; Symbiodiniaceae. The record is from the annotation of a GenBank genome assembly.
AUGGUGUCCGUGGCCGGGAUGAUGGACGACGUAGCAACACCAGGUGGCGAGCUUGGCCCAGAGCCGCAAGUGGAUGAAUGGCAGGUCAUCGACCAGGUGUUGAGCUUCCUUGCCCAGUACGAUGGCAGCUCUGAAGGGCCUGAAGGGUGUGAUGCGGACGAGGUAAUGCCUUACAUUGACGCCCUUCGCCGGGCGAUAUCCAUCGUCCAAGGACGGCCAGAAUUGGCAGCUUUGGCAGAAGAGGAGCGUCGAAGCAUGGCUGCGCAGGCACAGGAUGCCCUUCAUGAGUGGCGCAGGCGAUCUCAGGAGCUGGAGCAAGUUCGAGGCGAGAACAAGGUUCUGCAAGCUGAGCUGGCUCAGGGACGCCAGGCUUUGGAGGAAGUCCUCAACAAGCAGGCGGAACUCCAAAGCUCUGUGACAGCACUGCGCGCUGACAUCGAGCCGAGGGACCGUCGGCCUGCUGCUGACAGCUUAUGA